Messenger RNA from Penicillium longicatenatum, 1293 nucleotides. RefSeq names its product putative zinc metallopeptidase. The record is from RefSeq and is a predicted model, not a curated record. The coding region runs from base 1 to 1293 and encodes 430 amino acids. Gene Ontology annotation, molecular function: hydrolase activity. The transcript is spliced from 2 exons. NCBI's taxonomy places the organism in Eukaryota, Fungi, Ascomycota, Eurotiomycetes, Eurotiales, Aspergillaceae.
AUGAACAUGAAACUUAUCGCCGACAACGUCGGCAAAGACGACAGCCACUUAAAAGAGCUGCUAGACAACUACCGACCGGACUUGAAACCCUACGAGGAAAUUUACCGCCACAUCCACAGCAACCCUGAACUCUCAGGCCAAGAAGAACAGACCGCCAGAAUAGCAUCUGAGCACCUCCACACCCUCGGCUUCGAAGUCCACUCCAACGUUGGUGGCCACGGCGUCGCUGCCGUCCUUCACAAUGGCCCAGGCCCUAAGAUUCUCCUCCGGGCGGAUAUGGACGCCCUCCCAUUAGAGGAAAAAACAGGUCUACCCUACGCGAGUACCCGCACCGUAGAAGAUGCACAAGGAAAUCGUAUCCCGGUUAUGCAUGCCUGCGGACAUGACACUCACGUCACGACUCUGAUGGCCGCAUCCACACUACUGCUUGCCGCGCGCGACCACUGGAGCGGAACUCUUAUUUGCAUUUUUCAACCUGCGGAGGAGGCUCUCGAUGGUGCGCGCGCGAUGCUGGCUGAUGGGUUGUAUGAGAAGGUCCCGAAGCCGGAUCUGGUGCUUGCGCAGCAUGUCACGCGGAUGCGAGCUGGAACUGUCAACCUCCGUGCUGGACGGUUGCUCACCGCAGCGGAUGCUUUUGAAGUGACAAUUUUCGGGCGCGGAGGACACGGAUCUGCACCGCAGACGACCAUCGAUCCAAUCAUCAUUGGAGCCUCGAUCGUGAUGAAGUUGCAGACUAUUGUGUCGCGGGAGGUAACGCCAGGUGAGUUGGCCGUUGUCACUUGUGGGAGUAUUCAUGCAGGAAAUUCGUCGAAUGUUAUUCCCGAUCACUUGGAUUUGCAAAUUAGUGUGAGGACAUUUGAUCCCGAGGUGAGGAGGCGUGUGCAUGCUGCUAUUCAUCGCAUUGUCGAGGCCGAAUGCCUUGCUGCGGGUGCGGUUGAGAAGCCCAGUGUGAAGCUUGUGUCAUCUUGCCCUGCGACGAUCAAUGAUGACGAGUCUGUUGGUGCUCUUCGGGAGACAUUUCGGUCAUAUUUCCAGGACCAGCUUGUUGAUAUGGAGCGCCCGAGUGCCAGUGAGGACUUUUCCUUUCUGGCGAUGGAGGUUGGGGCUCCUUAUGUGAUGUGGAUGUUUGGCGGAAUUGAUGAAAAGACAUGGGAUGAUGCUGUUGAGAAAGGGACUAUCAAUGAAUUACCCAUGAAUCACUCCCCGUUCUUCGCGCCCGCAAUUGAGCCGACUUUGCGGACCGGUAUGGACGCUUACGCUUUGGGUGCCUUGACCUUUUUGCAGCGAAAUUAA